AUGGAUAUCCAAUUCGAAGACUUGACGUACGAGGUGAAGCCCCCGUUUUGGCAAACCAAAGUACCGCCAAGAACAAUAUUGAAGUCGGUAAAUGGACGAUUUUCAGCUGGUGAAUUAUCAUGCAUUAUGGGACCAUCGGGUGCAGGAAAGAGCAGUUUACUUAAUACACUAUCCGGUUACAAUUAUAAAGGUGUAAGCGGGACUUUGAAGUUGAAUAGUCAAGUCAGAGACGAGAAGUUGUUUCGUAAGUUAUCAUGUUACAUAAUGCAGGAGGACAAGAUUCAGCCCAUGUUGACUUUGAAUGAAGUUAUGAUGUUCGCAGCGGAACUUAAACUAUCCAAUGGUACACUGACCAAAGAAAAACAAAUGAUCGUGACAGAAAUUCAAAAUGUCUUGGGACUGUCUGAGAGCAAAAAUACAAGGACCGAAUUCUUGUCGGGAGGCCAGAAAAAGCGGUUAUCUAUUGCUCUGGAACUCAUCAACAACCCGCCCAUAAUAUUUCUCGACGAACCUACUAGUGGCCUGGACAACGUUUCCAGCACCUACUGCCUGCAACUAUUGCGUGGGCUUGCGCACCAGGGUCGUACCAUCGUGUGCACCAUCCACCAGCCAAGUGCCAGCAUGUUCCAGCUGUUCGACCAUGUGUACGUGCUGUCGCAGGGGUACUGCGUGUACCAGGGCUCCACCGACCAACUGGUGCCGUUCCUGUCUACCGUCGGGCUGCACUGCCCGCUGACGUACAACCCGGCCGACUACAUAAUCGAAGCGACCGACGGUGAGGAACAGGACAACAUUGAAAAGUUGGCAGCGGCCACGAUCAACGGCAAGCAGUCGCUGUACAAGACGAGGGACGUCAACAACUGCUACUUGAACGAGGACACGACGAAAUCUGGCGAAUUGCUCUUGCCGGAACUUAACGGCAAUGUGAUCACUACUAAAUUGCUCCCUUUGCCACCAAUAAAGUACAAAGCAGACGAUGAAGUGGACAACGAUGACGACGAAGAUGACGUGGUGAAACCCGGAAACACGUGGUGUGUGGACUUUCCAACUUCCGGUUGGUCGCAAUUUUGCACGCUUUGGAAGCGCAUGGUCUUGCAAAUGUACAGGAACAAGAUCGGUUUAAACAUACAGUUUUACCAUCAUCUGAUCUGUGGCCUGGCAGUAGGCAUAGUGUUUUAUGGAAAGGCUAACGACGGCGAACAGUUCUUCAACCACAUGAAAUUUUGUAUGGGCAAUAUUCUUUUCCACACGUUCACGCAGUCGAUGGUUCAAGUGCUUGCAUUUCCAUCCGAAGUGAAACUGCUAAAACAAGAAUACUUCAACAGAUGGUAUAGCUUGAGGCCGUAUUUCUUGGCUCUACAGUUGUCAAGAGUGCCGUCCAUUAUAUUUUUUAGCAGUAUUUAUACGACUUUGGUAUAUUUCAUGUCCGGGCUACCGUACGAACUCUUGCGGUUUUCGAUGUUCAAUAUCAUUUGUCUACUAGUUUGUUUCGUCUCCGAGGGCAUGGGACUGCUCGUGGGUGCUGUGUUCAACGUGACGAACGGCAGCGCGGUUGGCCCAAUGAUGAUAGCACCGUUUUUGGGACUGGCCAUUUACGGGUUCGACUUCGCGCACCAAGUGCCUUGGAUAAUGGAGUUCGUAAUGCAAGCCAGUUUCUUGCGGUGUGGAGUUAUCGGGCUGGUCAUCACCGUGUUCGGGUUGAACAGGGAACCGCUGCACUGCGACACGGGCUACUGCCACUUCAAAGACCCAAACAUCAUAAUUUACUACCUGAACGUGGACAGGAAGCAUCCAUACUUCGAGAUCAUCAAGUUGGUUGUCAUGCUCUUGCUGUUCAGGUUUCUCACGUAUUUCGCGCUCCGAAGGAGGCUCACUAGCUAA
This is a messenger RNA of Macrosiphum euphorbiae (potato aphid), 1881 nucleotides long. Lineage: Eukaryota; Metazoa; Arthropoda; Insecta; Hemiptera; Aphididae. The record is from the annotation of a GenBank genome assembly.